CCAGAUGCAGAGUUAGCAGCCGCCAUUAUGAAGAGGCAUUUCCUUCCCUCUCUCAUCACCACAGAAACAUGGGAAGGAUACACCUUCGCCAACAUGGAAAUACGAAUUAAAGAGUGCACUGAUGUCUAUGGAGCCGUGCUGUGGCCAUCGGCGAUGGUAUUGUGCCACUUCCUGGACACUCAUCGUGAGGAAUACAACUUAACGGACAAGAAUGUGAUAGAACUUGGUGCUGGGACAGGUCUAGUUACAAUAGUGAGCAGUCUCUUAGGUGCUAAAGUGACAUCCACAGACCUGCCUGACAUCUUGGGGAACCUGCGCUACAACAUUAGCCGGAACACCAGGGGCUGCUGCCGCCACGAGCCUCAGGUGAGGGAGCUCACCUGGGGCAAGGAGCUGGAGGAGCGUUUCCCGCGCGCCUCCUGCCAUUUCGACUAUAUCUUUGCUGCCGACGUGGUGUACGCCCACCCUUACCUCAACGAGCUGAUGGACACCUUCCUGCACCUGUGCCACGAUGACACAGAGAUAUUAUGGGCCAUGCGGUUUCGCUUGGACCCCGAGAACCGAUUUGUGGACCGUUUUCGGAAACAUUUCCAUUUGGAAGAACUUUAUGACCUCCCUAGCCUCUGUAUUAAGUUAUACAGAGCCAGAAGAAAAAGGCCAAGCGCUCUCGCCUGCUCUGAAACUGCAGCAUGA
Molecule: messenger RNA, 693 nt
Organism: Chanos chanos (milkfish)
Lineage: Eukaryota; Metazoa; Chordata; Actinopteri; Gonorynchiformes; Chanidae
Gene: mettl21e
Product: methyltransferase like 21e
Exons: 3
Coding region: 28-693 (221 amino acids)
Source: RefSeq, a predicted model, not a curated record